Colletotrichum karsti is the source of this 780-nucleotide messenger RNA. Its product is annotated as phosducin family protein. Gene Ontology annotation, biological process: protein folding. Lineage: Eukaryota; Fungi; Ascomycota; Sordariomycetes; Glomerellales; Glomerellaceae. Gene Ontology annotation, cellular component: cytoplasm. The record is from RefSeq and is a predicted model, not a curated record. The transcript is spliced from 2 exons. Bases 1 to 780 code for a protein of 259 amino acids.
AUGGCUGCCCCGGGAGACCAAAGAAUCGCCGUACCCAUCGACGACCCCAACGCAGACACCGAGUGGAACGAAAUCCUCCGGAAACAUGGCGUCAUCCCCGAGAAACCCCCCAGCCCGACACCCAUGAUCGAGGAGGCCAUCCUCGAGGGCCGCCGGUUAGCGCACGAGAACAGGUUAGAGGGCAAGGAUCUGGACGAGCUCGACGAGCUGGAGGACGACGAAGAUGAGGCGUUCUUGGAGCAGUACCGUCAGCGCAGGAUGCAAGAGCUCAAUGCGCUCACGAAGAAAGCCCUCCACGGCACCGUCUACCCGAUCUCGAAGCCCGAAUACCAGCGCGAAGUUACCGACGCGUCGAAGAACGGCCCGGUCUUUGUCAACUUGACGUCAUCUCUGGGAACGAAUGUCGAGUCGAGAGUUUUGUCGGAGCUCUGGAGACAGGCGGCGACGGAGUAUGGCGACAUCAAGUUCUGCGAAAUGCGCGCGGACAAGGCCAUCGAGAACUACCCCGAACGCAACUGCCCGACGAUCUUGGUAUACAAGGACGGCGAUAUUGUGAAGCAGAUUGUCACUCUGGUGCAACACGGCGGCGUCAAGAUCAACAUGCUGCAGAUUGACAACCUCUUGGUUGAGGUUGGCGCAGUCAAGGACUCGGACAUGCGUGUGGUCAAGCGGCGCAGACAGGCCGAGGACGAAGAGGAGGAGAGGGCCAUGGGCAAAGGAAUCAGACAAGGAACCGUAUCGAAGUCAAAAGGCGACUCUGAUGACGAGGACUGGGACUGA